Messenger RNA from Trachymyrmex cornetzi, 2397 nucleotides. RefSeq names its product defective proboscis extension response 12 (gene dpr12). Gene Ontology annotation, cellular component: neuron projection membrane. Gene Ontology annotation, molecular function: protein binding. Lineage: Eukaryota; Metazoa; Arthropoda; Insecta; Hymenoptera; Formicidae. The record is from RefSeq and is a predicted model, not a curated record. The transcript has 8 exons. The coding region runs from base 266 to 1231 and encodes 321 amino acids. Gene Ontology annotation, biological process: synapse organization.
UAAGCCGGAAACACAUUGAAAAGUAUAUACAUAGGCAAUAGGAACAGGAAAUCACGAAUUUCAACCAAACGAAUGUCAGAAACCAAAGGCGUGGACUAAAUGAACUGUGCGAUCCGUGUAUCAAAAUGGUCGAUAAAGCCUAGGGAUUGCCACACGAGACGCAGCCGGUCGUUGAACGUCGUGAUCAGCCGUUUUUUUCCCGAUCGAUUCGUGUAUGCGCGAAUAAUCGGAGAAAUGAAGCAGGAAAACAGUGACUCAGCUUGCAAUGGGUAAAUAUUUCCGGGGAAUGGAAUGGCCGAUGAGGAGACGGCGAAUCAACUUGAGGACUUGGAACCUCGCGAGGAUGCGGGACCGGCUCUCGUGGUACAUGGUCUUCUUGAUUCUGCCGACAAUCCUUUUGGCCAGGUCGCUCGAUAAAGAUCGACGCGUGCCCUACAACAUCCCGUCGGAUUGGAAGGCCCUUUGGUUCAGCAAUCUCGACGAACUGCAGAGAGUGAACGAGGCGAACGACAACAACACCGUUUCUAAUGUCACGGUACAAUUGGGCGGCACUGCCUUCCUGCACUGCAAAGUUCGCAAUUUGGCGGAGAGGACCGUUUCCGAUGCCGAGAUAUCGUGGAUCCGGCGACGUGACUUUCACGUUUUAACAAGCUCGAUGUUCACAUACACGAACGACGAGCGAUUUCAAGUACUACAUCCCGAGGGCUCGGACGAUUGGACCCUUCAAAUAAAAUACGUCCAAGAAAGAGACAAUGGGACGUACGAGUGUCAGGUCUCGAGAAGUGCAGGGAUACUGUCACACUUUGUCAAUCUAAAUAUAGUGAUACCAGAGGCGUUUAUAUUAGGAAGCGACGAGCAUCACGUCGACGUAGGGUCUAUCAUAAAUCUCGUGUGCAUAAUAGAGAAGAGCCCAACGCCGCCGCAAUACGUGUUCUGGUAUCACAAUAACCGGAUGAUAAACUACGACACCACGCGCGGCAGCGUGACCGUACAAACCGAUCCAGGACCAACUCAAAGCCGACUGACGAUUCGCCAGGCAGUGGAGACGGACACGGGCAAUUACACGUGCAGCGCCUCCAACACCAAGCCGGCAUCGAUCUUCGUCUUCGUCACCGAAGGUGACAAGAUGGCAGCGAUACAGCGUCGCAAAACGUCGGCAGCGAAGAGGAAUCUGGCGGGCGUGCUGGUACCGGUGGUACUCGUCGUAGCUGGCGUCGUUUUAGCGCGAUAAGCGUUUUACUUCGAAAAUGUCCAUAACUAUUACGUCAUUACUUCCGUUUGUGAUAGAUAGGAUAUUACCCUUCCUCCUCCCCUCCUCUCUCUCUUCCCCUCCGGGACUUUACGGUCCGCUCAUCCUCCCCCUCCCUUCUUUUUCAUCUUUUCCAGCAACCCCCCAGGCUCAUACCCUCUCCUCAUCCAUUACUCGCGGGUCUCCUUUCCUCCUCAAACCACACUCCCGUCUUCCAUUCCAUCUUCCAACCUCCCUUCCCUCAUCCUCACCCUCGUCCCUCUUAUUCUUUAUUUACUUUAGUCGAAGUUGCCGCCGGCUGGACUACUUAGAUAUGCGAGAUUUUCGUGGAAGAUUGCGCGAUUGCCUGCUCCAAGUCAUUACGCGCGACGCGCAUGCGACUCGAAUUAUGUAAAUACUGCCCGGGUCGAAUACGCCACGACGAGGCGGAUUACGUUAGGCAAGGCCUGUCCAACUUCCGGGGCACCGAUUUGCUGAUCGUCCGUUUUCGACAGACCAGAUUUCAGGCCGGUCGGAUGGAAAAUUCACGCGGUCAGUGCAAACGAAUCGAUUGUGUCGCUAACAAGGUGAGACUACGUAUUUCGGAAAUCGAAAUAAUUGAUUAGAUGGGUUCCAAAAGCACAGACCCGUAGAUGUGUGCAUGUGUGAUACAAAUCUAUGCGUCAUAUCUGUUACAAACACUGCCCUUCCUUUAAGAACACUUUUUACAUUAUUUACAUUUACAAAUAGGACAGUCGUCAUCCUCACAAUUUUAAUUCUUGUACUUGCGUGUUGUGAUUCCGAAAUUAUCGAUUUAAACAAAAAAUGACCAAGUAGCGUAUAUAAACCGAGAUUUGAUAGUUUUUGGGAAUGUGUCGCUCAAGUGAUUUUAAACAGAAAUCACCAUUUGAUACAAAUCCGAAUUAGAACAGCUGCAAUAAUAAAAUCUAGGUAUUCGAAGAUUAUUUGAUAUCAAAAAAAACAAACGACUGGAUUCUUCGUUUAUUUCAAAGAAAUAACAUUCGGCUCAAGGAUUGAGGCUCUCUUCGAAUAAAUUAUACAUAUAAUAACGACUUUAUAAGAUUCACGAUUUUACAGUAAUAUAAACGACGCAAUUUUAAUUAUAAGAUAAUGCAAUAAGCAUGAAAUCGACUGGUUUGUACAUUAUU